Molecule: messenger RNA, 3543 nt
Organism: Cavenderia fasciculata
Lineage: Eukaryota; Evosea; Eumycetozoa; Acytosteliales; Cavenderiaceae
Exons: 13
Coding region: 1-3543 (1180 amino acids)
Source: RefSeq, a predicted model, not a curated record
AUGCCAACACAAAAAGGUCGAUUGCGAUCUUUUUUCAAGUUCAUUUUCGAAAAACACAAACACAACAUCCUCCUAGUAUCAUCGAUAUUUCUCAUUUUAAACAAUGAAAAAACACCAUCUAUUGUAUUAUCACAAACUUUACCUAUUGAUGAAUUAAACUCUGCAAUCUUUUUAAUUAAUCAAUAUGGAUAUCAAAUUCCUCAAAAUGAUUCACUUUGUAACUUUGACAUUUCAUCAAACAAAGUCUUUCGUUGUAGUUCUAAAUCUGGUCAAUGGCAUAUAGAUCAAAUAUAUUCUGAAUACACUAUUUAUACAAAUGUUGGAAUACCAGAUCACACUUUGAAAUCAUUGACAUUUCCAGCUUUGAAUUUAUUUCAGCUUUGGGGAACCUCUGCUACAAAUCUUUCAAUCAAUCUAUUAGAUCUUUUUAUGGAAUCGUCUUAUCCCUUGCUCAAUACCUUUACAGUAACAAAUUGCAGAGUAUUUAGAAUCCCAGACAAUUUUGCAGCCAAUAUGCCAGUGGUGCAAAACCUACAACUCAGACUCCCAGAUGUGACCACCUUUGGAAGUUUCUUUCCAACACCAAAUCUUGGACUUGUCAUUGUAACUGGCAACUUUACCAAGGCACCUUUAAUGGGUUCAAUGAUCUAUCCAAAAUUAGACGGCCUAAUGUUUACAUACAACCCAAUAAGUGAUACAAUCAACCUACCAAAGAGUCAAUUUCCUUUAUUACGUGUUUUGGAAAUAUCAAUUACAACCGGAUCUCAAUUGGAUAUUUUUACUGAUACUCCCAUCUCUGUUGUGGGAUGUAUGGGUACUCCAAGAGAAACAUCAAAUAUAGGUUGUAGUAUGCAUUUAACAGAUAUAAGUAAAGUUCGACAAAUAGUUUCACAUGGAAAAUUUUCUACAUUUUCGCCCAUGAUUGAUUCAACUUUUAAAGUAUUGGAAGUUUUAAUUUUUGCUUUUGGAUCUAGAACAACUUAUCCAUUCCCACUAGACUCUAUUCCUCCCAUAGUAACUUUAAUUUCAAUGGAAGGUAAUCAAAUGACAUCAAUUCCACAAGUUCAAUUACCUUCAACAGUCAAAGAUUUCUCCCUCCAUGGCAAUCCUAUUGUAGGACCAAUAGAUUUUGAUUAUCUUUUUGAAAAUAAUACAAAUAUGGCAUUAAGAGUCAAUAGUAAUCAGGUUACUGGAACUGUUCCUGACAGUUUUUGUGACAAUAGAUUAAAUAUAUAUGGGACUUUAAUUACUGCUAUACCAGAUUGCUUUUGGUGUUAUUAUGGAGAUCAAAAUAUUUUAUCAACUUCGAUUCCUAAACCAGUAAAUUUUGUUUGUAAACCAGCAUUUGAUUCAACAUUACUUGUUACAAGAAAUGGAAAGGUAACAGGUACAGGUAGACUAUUAGGAUGGGGUUUUCUUCCAAACAUUAAAGCUAUCAUUCCCAAUCGUCAAAUGGAGAUAACGUAUCCUAAUUAUGUAUUACUUGAACCACCAAAAACGGUGUCAUUUAGUUUAAGCUCAGUUGUUUCAGUGCAAACUGAUAUCGUUGAAGCAGGUGUAUAUAUCAGUGAUGUUAAAUUUGUGCAACAGGCCACUACUAUUCAGGUCAUUGUCGGCAUGUACAACUAUAAUCCCUAUUUUGCCCCAUCUGCCAAACUCGAACAAGUUGAUUAUCUCUAUUCAACAUGCAACAAAACAAUGAUCACCUUUUCAGUUCCACCAAUGCCAAGCGGUGUAUAUUAUGCUUUUAUCGCCAAUCAGUAUUUCAAUGCCUCCCUACCACGAUCCUAUAGCCAAACCUAUCCAACCGUUACCAACAUUUCAAAAUUGUCGGCUCCUGGAAUCAAUAUAACCAUCUUUGGUAAAACUGGAGGUUUUGCAAACUCUGUCAUUCAAGUAACAUUUAACAAUGGAACUUUGAGUGAAACCGAUUGUCAAGUAAUAGAUUAUACAUCAACCUAUAUUAUUUGUUCAACUCCAUUUGGUCAACCAGGUGUUUAUGGAAAUACAAGCGUUAGAGUAAAUGUUAAUGGUUUCUUUACAUUCUCUAGUGUCGUACUUAAAAGUAUUCAAAGUUAUUGUCAAGAAACUACAAAUUAUUGUCAUGGUAAUGGUGAUUGCAAUGAAAGUGGAAUUUGUCUUUGUAAACAAUCAAAUUUUUAUGAUUCUUGUUCAAAAAGUUAUCCAACACUUAGUUCAGGACAAUAUGAUUCAAAUGAUUUAACAAUGGUUUCACUUUAUGGUGAUUUUGGACCUUUACCAACUCUGACCAAUGUUUCAAUCAAAUUGAAUAAUUCAAUUUCAUGUACACCAACCAUUGUUUCACAAUCAAGUAUUAAUUGUACACUGUCAAGUAUUGCACCAUUUGGAUUAUCAUCUGCUCAAGUUAGUGUUGAUGAUUUUAAUACCUCUUCUCCAAAUAUACUUGUAAAUAUGAAUAGUGGUAAUAGUACAACUCCAAGUAGUAGUAGUGAUGAAAAUCAUACAGGAGAAUCAGCUCAACAAAAAUGUUCAAGAUUAACAUUUAAUUGUUUUGGUAAUGGUAUUUGUGAUACGAAUGGAAUCUGUGUUUGUAAUCAAAAUUAUAAUCCAAUUGAUCAUUGUUUUACUAAAUUUAUAAAUACAACGAUUAUAGCAAAUUCAACAUCACCAACAGUAUCAUUUGAUGUUGAUGGAUUAGAUUUCCAAUUUGAAUUUAAAUCAAUUCAAGAAUUGGAUUUGGAUAAUAAUGUUUUGAAUUUAUUAAAUAUUGAUGAUUAUUCUUGGAAUGUAAAUGUAUCAAUCAAUGAUAUUAUUACAACUGCAGUUUAUCAAUUAAAUACUACCAAUACAACCAAUAGUAAUAAUUCAACAAGUCAAUUUAAUCCAUUCCAAUCACUUCAAGUAACAUCAACCAUUUCAUUUUCAUCGCAAGAAAGAGUGAUUCCAUUUGGUGAUCAAAGUCUUGUAAUCAAUCCAAACUCUAUUAAAUUGGCAAUCAAUGUUAGUGGAUGGCAAUAUAGUUCAAAUGUAGCAACACUCAGAUUAAUAUUCACAUCAGUGGUAAAUCAAAAUCAAUCAAUUGAAUUUAACUGUGAAAAGACUGAAAUUGGUACACUCUCUUUUGAUUCAUUGUCAAAUCUUCAAUACCUAAGAGUUGUAAAAGAUAAUAUUCAAUUUAAUGGUAGAUUUAUUGAUUAUGCCAUUUCAGAUGGAAGAGUUGUUUAUUCUCAAACUGAAUUGGUAUCAUUUACUCCAAUAGAUGAUAAAGAUAAUGAUAAUGAUGGUCAAUCAAUUGCAACGAUUGGAAUAAGAUUGCCUCAAUGCCAAGAAUGUUUAUUGGAUCCUGAUUUUACACCACUUUUAAUUGAUAAAAGUAAUGAUCAAGGAUGUGGUGAAUCAUCAUCAAAAGCAUGGAAAAUAGCUGUUGGUGUUGUGGUUGGAGCUGGUGCUGCUAUUGCCAUUGCUUCUGCUGCUCUCAUUUUUCAUCGAAAGAAACUCCGAGCUGGAAUAUAUCAGUCAAAAUUGGAUAGAGCCAGUACUUCUAUGCGAUCAAUGGGUUAA